Cordyceps fumosorosea ARSEF 2679 is the source of this 1512-nucleotide messenger RNA. Its product is annotated as Transcription factor. Gene Ontology annotation, biological process: DNA-templated transcription. Gene Ontology annotation, cellular component: nucleus. The transcript has 4 exons. Gene Ontology annotation, molecular function: DNA binding; zinc ion binding. Lineage: Eukaryota; Fungi; Ascomycota; Sordariomycetes; Hypocreales; Cordycipitaceae. The coding region runs from base 1 to 1512 and encodes 503 amino acids. The record is from RefSeq and is a predicted model, not a curated record.
AUGCCUGCUCGAAGCUCCGACGCGCAUUCGGCCUCGCGCUAUUCAUGCCUGCAGUGUCGCGAGGCGAAGCGGAAAUGCGACCUCCGCCCAAAGCAGCCCAAUACGUCCACAGCUUUCUCACCACCACUGCUUCUGUCGCCGCGCAACACACCAAGCCCGUCACAGGCGAGCACCCAGAGCAGGGAGGCCGCUGAGCCGCAGCAGCCGCGGAUUCAGCAAUCGACUCUUGUUGCCGAGCAUUUUCUGGACCCGGAGGUGUUCCAGAAUGCACAGCUGCUACUUCCCGCCCUGCAAAUCGACUCGCUGCUCACAGACGAGAUUGCUGCCACGGUUGGUACCGUUGCGGACAUUCGGGGGACGGCGCAGAAGCACUUUUCCACAGUGCAUGUCUGGAUGCCCAUAGUCUCCAAGAUUCAGUUCUACAAGCUGCUUCUCAAACGGCUGACAUAUAACCGCGCUGAGUUGCACCUGUUGUUGCUGGCCAUGCGGCUCAGCAGCGAUGCGGUAAACUUGAUGGCACGUACACCACUGUACGAGUUGACGAAGCAAUUUCAGCACUCCGUGCAGAAUUCCGGCAUUCUUUCGCUGCUUGCUCUUCAAGCCAGCAUAUUUAUAGCGUGCUACGAGCUAGGACAUGGCAUCUAUCCAGCUGCCUUUUUCUCCAUUGCCUCAUGUGCGCGGUACGCGAUAGCCCUCAGCGUCGACAGCUCCGUCAGUGAGCAUCCGGAUCCCGAAAUCGAGGCGUUCGACUUGGAAGAGUGUCGUCGCGUUUGGUGGGCCAUCCUUGCCAUGGACAGGUACGAAAUCUUUGACUCUGUUCAUGUUUGCUGGUUAUUCAUUGACGGCGGGGUGUCCAGAUUCAUCAACUUGUCGAAUCCCAAACGCCAGCUCGUAACGCCGGACCCCGACACGUCCAAUUACAUCCCCAUAGAUGACCAAAACUGGGAUAAUGGGACAACCGGGCCCGAAGAUGCAUGCACCCUCACCUCCGCGAAUACCUUGGAGAUGGGCCGCUUUGCUCGACUUGCGCAAGCAGCCCAUUUGCUGAGUUUGGCGAUAAAGGAUGUAGCAGAAGGCUCGCAUGACUCCGCGCAGCUUCGUCGCACAAUAUUUGCCUUGGUUCACGUAUCACGUCUCGAAGCCCGCGUGCGCAGACUGGAGCUCUGCACCCAAAUGUCGACAUGUUUCAGCGCAAUUCUCCUCCUUGAUAAUCCCACGUCACUUCAGAAUGUGGCCUCACGAGAGCUCCCUUCCCACUCGGAUACAGGCCGCUCUCCCGAGAGUUCGUCAGUCCUUGCGUCAACGAUAGAAAUGGCCGAGAGAAUCAUUGGGGCGCAUGAAUCAGUCAAGAAUGCUGUUUCACCGUUCGUUCUACAUCUCAACUACACGGCCGCGUCCAUUUACCUGCAGCAGGCCAUGGCAGAGCCUUCUAGCGACGCCGCCGGCCGCGUGGCGACGCUCAGAAAAUCCCUGAAGUUAUUCUCCCAACGGUGGCUCGUGGCUGGUAAGUGA